Medicago truncatula (barrel medic) is the source of this 984-nucleotide messenger RNA. RefSeq names its product F-box/kelch-repeat protein At3g23880. Bases 1 to 984 code for a protein of 327 amino acids. The record is from RefSeq and is a predicted model, not a curated record. NCBI's taxonomy places the organism in Eukaryota, Viridiplantae, Streptophyta, Magnoliopsida, Fabales, Fabaceae. The transcript has a single exon.
AUGUACAACAGACCCACCGAAACCGAUGUUUUCAGUUUCAUACCCUUCUCCGUUAGCAGUUUAUUCGAAAACCGUUAUAUCACUCCUCCUAAAGAUCCUUACUAUGAGUUGAAUGAUAAGGAUUGUCGUAAAUUUAUUGGUUCCUGCAAUGGAUUGGUUUGCUUGCUUGGUUAUUCUCUCGCCGAUCAUAGUGCAGUUAUGUGGUUUCGUUUUUGGAACCCUGCCACCAGGAAAAUUUCUGAUAAAUUAGGAUAUUUGCAUGAUGACAAUUAUAGACGGAACUCUUGGAUGUUUGUGUUUUGUUUUGAUAAUUCAACCGACACAUAUAAGGUUGUGGCCUUGAAUUGUGAAGAUGUUUUCAAAAAACCUGAGGUUAAAAUGAGCAUUUUUAGUUUGGGUGAUAAUGUUUGGAGAAGUAUUCAAUGUUUAACUAAUUGUGUUGGCGCCCUCUCUUUAUCUCCUUAUUCAAGUGUCUAUGGUGGUGUACAUUUCAGUUGCACCGUUAAUUGGUCGGCCCCCUCUCUAUGGACUCCUAAUUGUGUUUUUAAAACUGUGAUUGUUUCCCUUGAUCUAGGUACUGAGACAUACACAAAGUUGAUGCCCCCUCCAAGUUGUGAGAAGGUGUCAUGUGCAUAUGCAAGUGUUUGUGUGUUGAUGAACUCCUUUUGUUUUUAUCAUAACACGAUCAACGGAACCAAUUUUGUUAUAUGGAAGAUGACAAAAUUUGGGGAUGACAAGUCUUGGAUUCCAUUCCUUAAAUUUAACCACCAUAAUCUUGGAGUGAAUUAUGAAAUUAGAUUUGCUGAGUUAAUCCCAUUGCAUCUUUUUGAAAAUGGCGAUACACUUUUAUUUUCAAACAGUCUACAAGACCGAGCAAUUCUCUAUAAUUGGAGAAAUAAUAUAGUAUUGAAACCUAAAGUUAAAAAUAAGGGAAGCGGGUUCUCUAUCAAGGGUUAUGUUGAAAGUUUGGUUUCAACUUGUUGA